Messenger RNA from Acanthochromis polyacanthus (spiny chromis), 4729 nucleotides. Its product is annotated as frizzled-7-A-like. Gene Ontology annotation, cellular component: plasma membrane. Gene Ontology annotation, biological process: canonical Wnt signaling pathway; non-canonical Wnt signaling pathway. Lineage: Eukaryota; Metazoa; Chordata; Actinopteri; Pomacentridae. The transcript has a single exon. The record is from RefSeq and is a predicted model, not a curated record. The coding region runs from base 481 to 2187 and encodes 568 amino acids. Gene Ontology annotation, molecular function: Wnt-protein binding; Wnt receptor activity.
CUGGAAACCGGUGGAAUCUGCUCGGAGUGAGGAGAGCGAGCCUCCGGACUCCCAGCCGCCCAGCAUGUGAACCGACGCUCGGCGUGAAGCAAAGUCGAAAACCCUGGAAAUAAGAACCUUCGCGUUCUCAGUGCUCGUCGUUUUGCGCCAAAGUUGAAGACGCUGGAAGAAAUUCGAGCUGCAUUUUCCCGAAGAAAACGGGACUUUUAAGUGGUAUUUCCAGCGGCUCGGGAGUGAGAGUGGACUGCUUGGAGUCACUUACAAAGACCAUUAAGAAGUCAUGACACGACGAACGUUUCUCUUGGAUUUAUCUUCAUAAAAGACGAGAGAAAAGUCGACUACAGCCGUUUUAACUUCAACUACUCGGACUGCAAGCUAAGUACCGGGACAAUUACUGUACAUUUUCUCGUGUUUUCAGUCGUUUUUAAGUUGCCCUACUUGGAUCAAAGUUUUUCCUUCCCUCCCCCCUCCUCCUCAACUAUGGCGGCGGCCAGGUUCACCACUGGCUCCGUGUUGCUGCGGAUCAUGUGGCUGCUGUGCGGGCUGUGUUUCUCACCCGCUUCUGCUCAGCAUUACAACAGUGAAAGCGGGAUAUCUGUCCCAGAGCACGGCUUUUGCCAGCCCAUCUCCAUCCCGCUCUGCACCGACAUCGCCUACAACCAGACCAUCAUGCCGAACCUCCUGGGCCACACGAACCAGGAGGACGCCGGGCUGGAGGUGCACCAGUUCUACCCGCUGGUGAAGGUCCAGUGCUCGGCGGAUCUCAAGUUCUUCCUGUGCUCCAUGUACGCGCCGGUGUGUACCGUGCUGGAGCAGGCCAUCCCCCCAUGUCGGUCCCUGUGCGAGCGGGCACGGCAGGGAUGUGAAGCCCUGAUGAAUAAAUUCGGCUUCCAGUGGCCGGAGCGGCUCCGCUGCGAGGCUUUCCCCGUCCACGGAGCCGGUGAGAUCUGCGUGGGCCAGAACACAUCCGAACCAGGCAGCCCAUCCUCCUCCUCGUCCCCCUAUGCGCCCGAACCUGUGACCCUUCCCCCCAGCAUUGUCAGGCCGAACCCACGCCCGCCCCAGCACAACCAGUACCACCAGUUCUCCUGCCCGCUGCAGCUGGAGGUGCCCACCUAUCUGGGUUACAGAUUCAUGGGAGUCAAAGACUGCGGGGCCCCCUGUGAGCCUACAAAGCCCACCGGGAUCAUGUACUUCAGGGAGGAUGAGGUGAAAUUCGGCCGGCUGUGGGUUGGCAUCUGGUCCAUCCUGUGCUGUGUGAGCACAUUAUUCACUGUGCUCACCUACUUGGUGGACAUGCGGCGGUUCAGAUACCCGGAGCGGCCCAUCAUCUUCCUGUCAGGCUGCUACUUUAUGGUGGCUGUAGCCUACGCUGCGGGCUUUUUCCUGGAGGACAAAGUGGUUUGCGUGGAUAAAUUCAAGGUGGACGGCUACAGGACUGUAGCUCAGGGGACCAAGAAGGAGGGCUGCACCAUCCUCUUCAUGGUGCUCUACUUUUUUGGUAUGGCCAGCUCCAUCUGGUGGGUGAUUUUGUCCCUGACUUGGUUCCUCUCUGCCGGGAUGAAAUGGGGUCAUGAGGCGAUCGAAGCCAACUCUCAGUACUUCCACCUGGCUGCGUGGGCUGUCCCGGCCAUCAAAACCAUCACCAUCCUCGCCAUGGGCCAGGUGGACGGAGACGUCCUGACCGGGGUGUGCUUCGUCGGGAUCUUCAACGUGGACGCGCUGCGCGGCUUCGUCCUGGCCCCGCUGUUUGUCUACCUGUUCAUCGGUACAUCCUUCCUCCUGGCCGGCUUCGUGUCGCUGUUCCGGAUCCGCACCAUCAUGAAGCACGACGGCACCAAGACGGAGAAGCUGGAGAAGCUGAUGGUUCGUAUCGGCGUGUUCAGUGUGCUCUACACGGUACCGGCCACCAUCGUGAUCGCCUGCUACUUCUACGAGCAGGCCUUCAGGGAGCACUGGGAGCGGACCUGGCACAUGCAGACCUGCAAGCGCUUCGCCGUCCCCUGCCCGGUCCACAACUUCGCCCCUAUGACCCCGGACUUCACCGUGUUCAUGAUCAAAUACCUGAUGACCAUGAUCGUCGGGAUUACCUCCGGGUUCUGGGUCUGGUCCGGGAAGACUCUUCAGUCAUGGCGGAGCUUCUACAAGCGCCUUAGCAAUGGAAAUCAUGGAGAGACAACGGUGUGAAGUUUGGAGGAUUAAAAGGCACAGCGAGUUUUGGAUACAACAACCCGAAAAUGAGGUCAAAUAGCUUUCAUUUUAAUACUUUUGGAUGUAUUUUUGGAUUGGAUUUUUUUUGUGUUUCCAAGUUGUGGCAGCAGUUCUGGCUUUUAGACAAACUUUUAUCUAUAUUCCUUAGAAUUUGGAUAAAUUUUCAAUAUAUUUCCUUUUUCCCUUUUUUUGUCAUCAAUCCUGGCUUUUGCAUCUUUGGAUUACAAACUGGUGUAAGUGGCCAUACUGGUCCCUGGACAGUGAUGCCAGACUGGUGAAGUUACUUCUUAAUAUAAACUCUCUGCAUAUUAUCAAUUAUAUCCUUUAUAUAACAUUUUGAAUGUACUUGCUGUCUGCUCUUUUGAGAGUUUGUCAGUGGAAAACAUCAUAACAGCAAAGACUGAUGUGUCAAACAGAGUGGGCCUCUGUCCACACUGCAGCAAAAAAGGUCAAAUGUUGGAUCCCUGCAACAGCCACACCCUCUGACUGUGAAUUCCUUGAUUAAGGGUACCUGGAUUACACAUUAGUUACUCUGCUUCUAGAUAAAGACUGAAAAGCUUUAAUACACGUGUUAGAUUCUGCAGAGUACAAUCUUGUCUGUUUUAAUAGGAGGAAUAAUUUAUCAACUCCGCGGCUGUGUGCUGAGUGGCUGCCCAGAAAGCAAAACUAUUUCAUUUUUGCAGUUUUUAAAAAAAAAACUUUUCUCUUAAAAAAUAUUUCACACCGAUGAAUAUUUGCUCAUGUAUUGAAUGUUCCCUCCGAAGUUGAAUGAAGUUACGUACUGGUUUGCACAGUUAUCUUAGGUGUUAAAAAUGACUGCUACACGGCAGAUUGACCUGGAUCUAACAUUUACAGAGACCACACACACACACACACAGCCUCCACUCUGUAAUUGAGACACAACAGCUCAUUGUUUGUCUCCGUGUGUGGUCUCUCAACUGUUGGAUUCCCCAUCAAAAAGACUUUUUAAGCCUUUCAGAAACCCAAAGCACCAUUUCAGUGAUCCAGAUUUAAUCCACAAGAGUGCAAAUGGUUGCUCUGGAUUUUUAAAGUCAUUUUAUCCUGGGUAAAGAUGACUCUUCACGUUGUCGCCUAUAUCCUGCUCAAUGUUACUCAAUUUGCCUUACUCCCUAUUAAUUUCACUUGAAGUGUUAAUAGUUUUGACAAGCAGACUGAACAUGUUAGACUUUUUUUUUCUUUCAUUAUUGUUUUAGUGUCUGGGCUGCCCCUACGCAAGUCUGCAAACCACAGUGAAGCUGCAUGUGUGCUCUCUGCUUCUGGAGACAGGAUUGUUUGAUGUUCUAGUUUGGGAAAUGCCAGGACAGAGGUGAGGGGUCACAACCAUGUGGGAAUAUUUUUAUGUGGAGAGUGUAGUGUAGACAGACUGUGCAGUGUUGAGCAGCAGGUGAGCGCUGUAUCCUGGACAGAACCACCUCAGUAAAGCAGGUUAUAACAACAAAAUGCCAGGUCAUAGAAAUUUAUAUAUUUUAAGUACAUUUUAAUAAGAAGAGCCAGCCAACUAAAUGCUUUUAUAAUCAAAAUAACACAAUUCCAGGGCUGGGGAUGUUCGUUUACUUUCUGAAGUGGUUUUGAAAGCUUUGUAGAAACACUUUGAAGUCAAGCGAGAAAACAGUAAAUUUAGAAUUAUAAUAGUGCCAAAUACAUCAUUGAUGACAGCAGCAUUAAUAAUGAUUUAGCCCCAGUGGUAAGCCAGCGUUGCUUGCAGCUCACUGAUUGUUUGAACUGAAUUAGGAAGUCACAGUUCACGUCUCAGACUAAAUAAUGGAAUCAGUUGCAGGUCCUGUGGGGAAACAAAACCAUGUUUUUACUGUGACUGUGUCAGCUGCGAGGCAGCACAUGAUAGCCAGAAGGUUUUGUUUUUUGUCAUAUAGCACAUUUUCUCUGCAUACAUCACAUAGUAAUAAUAAUGAAUGGGAACACUGCAGCAGUGAGGGACAGCUCACAGCAUAAUGACCUUCUAGACUUGGCAUUCUAGUUAUUUUCGUUGCUGGAGCUGUGUCUCAAAUCCACAUAAGAUUCAUACUAAAAAUGUGUACUUUAUACCAAUCUUCAUAGUAUACUUUAAAGCAGUUUGUAUAUAAAAACAAUUCAGAUUUCCCAUGUGAAUGUACUACAUACCUCAAACGCUGGUUAGAACUUGUUUGUAGGACUGAGUUAGAAAACAGGUCAACACUAAAGGCUACACUCAUCCAUUACAGUUUUACCUAACAGGGCACAGUAGCUCAGUGUUACUACCUUCAGACAGUGUAGAUCUGCCAGCGUCAAUGGUACCAGACUGACUUGUUUGUGUUGUACUGUUUUCAGAAGGAAUAUGAGUGUUUGUGUGUGUAUUUGUAUCAGAACAUAUGCAAACCACCAAGUAAACACAAACUCUGAUUUCUAUUGUAUUUAUGGGGGACACUCAUUUUUUUUUGUCUUUUUUACUUGUCUUUUUAUUUUUUAAUGAGAUAAGCCUGUUCUACGUGUACAGUUUGAAUAAAAGUGUUAAAGUUUGUAA